UGUGGUGUGUGUGCGUGUGUGUGUGUGUGUGUGUGUGUGUGUGUGUCCGUCGCAUUUUGGCGCCAUCUGGUUCAAACGAGAAACGCCAACGUACGCGCCUUACUGACUUGUUUAUUCCUCGAGUUCGCCUUUUUGAAACGUGCGCUCCACGAUGGCCCAUAAGGCGUCUGUCCGAGUGUGCUUGCUGAUCCCUGUCCUCGUCGACAGCGUCUUCGGCACGACCGCAGCGGCGGAUAUCAACCCUCAGUAGGCGGACGCCGUGCUCCUGCAGCUCGGCACGGACGCCACGAGCUUCGACCUCGCCUCGACCUCGAGGGCGUGUCUACAGCGACUUCCUUGGUGCUCCACGUGAACACCAGCCAGCAGAAGGGACGACGCCAAGUCGAGGCGGCUGACCACAUGGUGAAUUGGGUUUUUUGGGGCCAGGUGGGGCAGGACAUCAACGGCGAAGCCUCAGGCGAUCACGCUGGCAUGUCGGUGUCGCUGAGCAGCGACGGCGGCCGCGUGGCCAUUGGAGCGACCUACAACGACGGUGCUGGGUCAAAUUCAGGUCACGUUCGCGUCUUCGGGCUCUCGGGAAACACAUGGAGCCAGUUGGGGCAUGACAUCAAUGGCGAAACCUCAGGCGAUCUCAGUGGCGGGUCGGUGUCGCUGAGCAGCGACGGCAGCCGCGUGGCCAUUGGAGCGAGAUUCAACGACGGUGCUGGGUCAGAUUCAGGUCACGUUCGCGUCUUCGGGCUCUCGGGCAACACAUGGAGCCAGUUGGGGCAGGACAUCAAUGGCGAAGCCCCUUCUGAUUACAGUGGCGGGUCGGUGUCGCUGAGCAGCGACGGCAGCCGCGUGGCCAUUGGAGCGAGAUUCAACGACGGUGCUGGGUCAAAGUCAGGUCACGUUCGCGUCUUCGGGCUCUCGGGAAACACAUGGAGCCAGUUGGGGCAGGACAUCAAUGGCGAAGCCCUUACAGUGGCGGGUCGGUGUCGCUGAGCAGCGACGGCAGCCGCGUGGCCAUUGGAGCGACCUACAACGACGGUGCUGGGUCAAAUUCAGGUCACGUUCGCGUCUUCGGGCUCUCGGGAAACACAUGGAGCCAGUUGGGGCAGGACAUCGUUGGCGAAACCUACGGCGAUCUCAGUGGCGGGUCGGUGUCGCUGAGCAGCGACGGCAGCCGCGUGGCCAUUGGAGCGAGAUUCAACGACGGUGCUGGGUCAAAUUCAGGUCACGUUCGCGUCUUCGGGCUCUCGGGCAACACAUGGAGCCAGUUGGGGCAGGACAUCGAUGGCGAAGCCUCAGGCGAUCUGAGUGGCACGUCGGUGUCGCUGAGCAGCGACGGCAGCCGCGUGGCCAUUGGAGCGAUCUACAACGACGGUGCUGGGUCAAAUUCAGGUCACGUUCGCGUCUUCGGGACCGAGGCACCGACGCCGGUGCCUUCGCCAGCGCCGUCGCCCGCACCAUCGGCUUCGCCAGCGCCAGCACCGACGCCCGCGUCGACGUCGGCACCGAUCUCAGCACCAACAUCGGCGCCGACGCCUGCCCCUACGCCAGCCCGUACGCCUGCAGCGACUGCUGCUGCAGUCGGGGAUCCCCACCUGGUAAAUGUGUACGGGGAGCGCUUUGAUCUCCUUAAGGUCGGCAAACACUUGCUGGUCGAGGUCCCACAGUUUGCAGCGGAGAGCGCGACGUUCCUGGCCGUCGCGGCCGUGGCACAGCGUUUUGGCGACGCCUGCUCGGACGUUUACUUUGUGUCUCUCAAUGUAACCGGCAAGUGGGCGGACGGCGUGCGCGAGGGCGGCUUCCAUUACACAGCCAAGCAGCCGCAGGCCCACAGAAAAGGAACGGGCUGGCUGAGCUUCCACACCAUUCAAUUGAAGACCGUAUGGGGCCGUACUGGCGGAGGCAUUUCCUACCUGAAUCUGUUUGUCAAGAACUUGGGCAAGUCGGGGUAUCCAGUCGGCGGUUUGCUCGGCGGUGGGGACCACUCGUCUGUGACCAAGCCCGUUUUGCGCUGCAAGCGCGAACUGGUCCUAUAGAUGGUCUUCGUUUCACAAAUUACUUGCUAUGGGGCCGUGAGGAUUGCCACGGCCUCUGUUUGACACCUCAUCGGUGAGAGGUGUGAGGAAAUGACUCAUCCUCGUGGUUCUGGUCCUCGUCUUCGCCCCAGUCCGCGCCUCCCUGUCUCUGUAAGCUCCCCCCCUCUCCAUCGGUACCCCCCC
This is a messenger RNA of Prorocentrum cordatum, 2210 nucleotides long. Lineage: Eukaryota; Dinophyceae; Prorocentrales; Prorocentraceae. The record is from the annotation of a GenBank genome assembly.